Messenger RNA from Camponotus floridanus (Florida carpenter ant), 2733 nucleotides. Its product is annotated as protein sevenless-like. The transcript is spliced from 7 exons. The coding region runs from base 202 to 2733 and encodes 843 amino acids. The record is from RefSeq and is a predicted model, not a curated record. Lineage: Eukaryota; Metazoa; Arthropoda; Insecta; Hymenoptera; Formicidae. Gene Ontology annotation, molecular function: protein binding.
CAUAAAGAGAAAUCUAAAAACAUAAUAUUAGAAGAUAAUAACUUACGAUUCGUUAAAACUGAGUUUUAAGGAAUUUAUCGAAAAUAAAUUUAUAUAUAUGAAUUAAUGUCAAUUCGAUUAACACAUCAGAAUUAGUAGAGUGAGAAAAACAAUUAACUGAGAAUUCAACGAGAACUGAUUGAGUGCAAACGUUUACGAAAAAUGCAAAUGAUGUUUGGAACAAUUUUAUGUGUUUUAUUGAAAGGUUUAAUAUUGACAAAGGCAACUAUCACGCCGAAGGAUGAUAACACUUCAAACAUCCUUCAAGAAGAAAGUAUUUCCAUGUAUCUGGAUUUAAAUUUCACGCAGGAUAUUUCAAUGUCCGAGAAAAGUGAACAUCAUAUACUAAAAUUCAAAUCUGACCGAAGUUCUGAUAGUACUGUGAGAAAUAAGCGAGAAGUCGAUGAAGUUGUACUUGCAAAUAAUUUUAUCAUUCCAGAAUCUAUCGGAAGCUUAAAAUCUUUAGAAAGAUUGAGCAAGCCAAUAACUUUCAGAGCAUUUGUACAAUUCGACAGUCAAUUUAUAGAAAAAGUAAACGACAUUUUUGUGACAUUGAGAUGGAACCAACCAGAAUUUGCCGAUGAAAUAAUACAAGUGUACCAAGUGCAGUGUUCUUCCUUCGAGGACUUUAAAGAAAUCUGGGACGAUAAAAAUAUCACAGCUACAAAAUUGGAGCACACGGUGCACAAUCUAUCAUCUAACACGACAUAUUAUUUUCGAGUACGUGCGCAUACUAAAAUUGUUGCUGGUCCUUACACGGAUUUAAUCAAUGUGUCGACUACACAUGAAAAUCCAAUACCUAAAUUAUUAAUGACAUCCAGAUAUGGUAUGCAAAUAUUGGACGUGGAUUUAAGAAUUACUAAUACCUUAACGUCAGGAAAUGUACAAUAUGUCGUUUAUUCGAUACAAGAACAUAGAAUUUUUUGGAGUGACGAUCGUAAUCUAAUGACAUCGAAGAUUAAUGAAAAUAAUAUCAUAAAAAUAGCUAGCUUUGAUUUUUAUCUAUAUAAUCUCUGCAUUGACUGGGUAGCAAGAAAUCUAUAUUUCAUGUAUUAUAAGUCCUACCAUCAUAUUGUAAAGUUCGACUUAACAAUGUGGGAAAAUGGCAUAAUUAAAUUUGAUGAAAUUGUCAAAUUAUCAGACGUUAAUAUUUUCCUUUUAAAUGUGUCACCGUCUAUGGGAAUUUUAUAUUACGUACCAUACAAUUGGGAGAAUACAGAAUAUAAUAUAACAAAAUAUCAUCCCGAUAAAAAAAUUGAGCAAAUUGUUUCGAUAAAUAAAUCCUUGUGCCUAUUUCAUGAUGAAGAUACAUCUGUUUAUCAAGUGAUAUUUGAAAACAUAAAUAAUGAGGAGCCGUUAAUUUACUGGUUAUUUUCUAAUCGCAUAUUUGUGACAGACACUAACGUUUCUAUAUGCAGUAAGAUUUUACACAAAGAAAACAUAAGUGAUAUCUCCCGUUUCUUAACUAUGACGAUUGACAAAAGAAACAUUUACAUUUUAGCAAAUGAUUAUAGAGAUGAAUUUUCUCUUUAUGUUUUGAAAAAGAAAUAUGCAAGUCUCAAGAGUGUAAAUGCAGACAAAUAUGUUGAAAAGAUAAUAAGCUCAAUUGGAAUUAAUAAAUUUUAUGAAAUUCAAUCCUUUGAUCAUUCUUUACAACCAUAUCCUCCAAUGAGAUGCCUCACACCUGACGAGAAAGUUUAUAAUUUUAAGAAUGUGAAUACAACAACAAACAGCAUCAUUGUGAAUCUUCCGGAGCCAGUUGUAAAGAAUGGAUGCAAAAAAUAUAAUUUACCAACUACUAUAUAUACUAUCUCUGUAAGCCAUUGUUUAGACAACAACCUCAAUAAACCUGAAAAAUUCAAUGUGCUGCGAUAUGUGACGUGCGAGCGAUAUUACGAGAUUCAGAAUUUAACACCAUUUACAGAGUACAAGUUGAAGUUUACUUUGAGCAAUUUUUACUUUGAUCAAUUAUCGAUAAAUCCAUUCGAUUCGAAUGUGAUAUCAGUAAAAACUAAUUUAGGCAAGCUUAAUGCACCAGAAAACAUAAGUGUUUUAGUUUUGACGCCUACUAUAGCAAUAGUUCAUUGGAUGCCACCCAAGAAAUUGAAUUGCGUGGGCGUGACCUACGAAGUACAUUACAAGUCAGUUAUAUUAGUGAACGGCAUGCAACAAAAGAGCAAACAAUUUAUUAAUAUGCCGAAACGUAUGGUAGAUGGCAGAUUUUUCGCAAAGAUUAACUUGUUGCUACCAGUACAAGAUUACUUGAUAUACGUGCGUGUGUAUCCAAGUAAUUUCAGUGAUUUGUACAACGAGAGUUUAAGCAAGAUCGUUCACAUAUCCUCAGAACCAAACAAUAUUACUUUGAGCGGGGUCGACAUAAAUAGCAUGAACAUUUCAUGGAUCUCCAACAUUAAUCUGACGAUGUUUUGUACACUAGAGUACAAAGAGAUUGCAGCAGAAAAGUGGCAAACAAUGAAUUAUUUUAAAAUGAAUUAUAACAAUGAAGUAAUGUACCCUGUCAAAAAUUUACAAUCGGGAACUUUAUACAAGUUUCGCUUGAUAUUGAUAUAUCUCGAAUAUGAGGAAACUUUUAUAUGGCCGACUGAUGAAAGAUUUAUUUUUUCAACACGUGGUAGCAAACGUGAUAUUCCGAGCACUCCUGGAAUAAUAGGAAUAAAUAUUACUUAUUAUUGA